Ilex paraguariensis (yerba mate) is the source of this 390-nucleotide messenger RNA. Lineage: Eukaryota; Viridiplantae; Streptophyta; Magnoliopsida; Aquifoliales; Aquifoliaceae. The record is from the annotation of a GenBank genome assembly.
AUGGUGGCCGACCGAGGAAAGAAAUCGAAAGUCGCCGAGAGAGCUGUGGACGAUGAUUUCGAUCACAUUGAGGGAGAGCUCGUUCUUUCCAUCGAAAAGCUUCAAGAGGUUCAAGAUGAGCUCGAAAAGCUUCGAUAUCAUCUUCCUAUAAGUACCUUGAAACGGCUGAUCUCUUCACCCAACAGUACUAUCUCCUCUCAAACCCUACUAUACAAUCUAGUUUAUCGGCACCAACCUAGGGUUUCAAAGAUGGUUGCAGAUCGGGGAAAGAGAGUGAUGGUACACUCCGAUAGUGAUCUGGAAGAGAUAGAUCGCAUUUUUGUGGAGCUUUCGGAGAAUUUAGACAAAGUCCGUGCAGUCCAAGAUGAGCUCAAGAAGGUCCUCUAUUAA